AUGACAGAAAAGACAGAAAUAUUAUUUUGGAAAGUUUUUAAAAAUGAUUUUAUAUUUAAAGAGAUAUUUAAUCAAAUUCACAACAAUCAAUGGAUUGAAUAUGAUAACCCAAAUAAAUAUAGUGUUUACAAUAGAUAUGAAGAUUAUUUAGAAAUUAUUGAAUUAUUAAUUAAACAUAGAAGAGAUGAAUUUGAAAUUACUGAUUUAAUAAAUAUAGCAACAAAUAAAAAUUCACCAGAUGUUAUUAGAUUAUUAGUUAAUGAACCAUAUUCAGUUAUAAUUUAUCCAACAGCAUUUUAUUUUAUCAUUAAAUCCAAAAAAAAAGAAAUCAAUUUUAAAAUAAAUUGUUUUUUUUUUUUUUAUUAA
Messenger RNA from Dictyostelium discoideum AX4, 366 nucleotides. RefSeq lists its product as hypothetical. The record is from RefSeq and is a predicted model, not a curated record. NCBI's taxonomy places the organism in Eukaryota, Evosea, Eumycetozoa, Dictyosteliales, Dictyosteliaceae. The coding region runs from base 1 to 366 and encodes 121 amino acids. The transcript is spliced from 2 exons.